Molecule: messenger RNA, 249 nt
Organism: Colletotrichum truncatum
Lineage: Eukaryota; Fungi; Ascomycota; Sordariomycetes; Glomerellales; Glomerellaceae
Source: RefSeq, a predicted model, not a curated record
AUGGUUCAAAUCGCUUUAGCUACUGCUGCUGUUCUUGCUUGCUUUGCUGCUUCCGCGCAAGCCUGUAGUGGUUGGUAUCAGUGUAAAAACAUUGACGGAAGUCACUGUUGUGUUAUUCCCGCACAGUCAGGUGGCCCUAGUGACUGCCCAACUAAUUGCAAUGGCGGUUCCGCAUGGCCUCCAGAGUGUAUCGAACCCAUCACUGGCAAAGGCCGCAAAGCGUGCCCCGGGUACAAGGGCGGCUUUUGA